UUUAACAAAACAAACAUCAAAAUUCAAAACAAUGAAGUCAAUUUUCCGGACCGCAUUAAUAGCCACCAACAACACACUAACCCACCGUUCCUUAAACCCUAACCACCCUAUCAUCACUACUCCUUCAUAUCAUCUGAAUCUCACCACCGCCGUCAACCGCCGCACCAUUUUCUCAACUUCAAUGGCAGCCACCGGCGAGUCCUCACCUACUUCCGCUGUUGUGGAAAAACAAUUCGAUGAAUUCCGUCUCCGGUUGGAAGAAUCCGGAAGCUUACGUGACAGAAUCAAAGCUGUUGCGACGGAAAUCGAAUCUAUUACAAGAAUGAUGCAUUCUAGCCUUCUUCUUGUUCAUCAAUCUCGGCCCAUUCCUGAGGUUCUAGAAAAGGCCAAGGCUCAGAUUGACGAACUGAAGCAAUUGUUCAGUCGUCUAGCAGAAAUCGUCCGGGAAAGUCCUGGUCAAUACUAUAGGUACCAUGGUGAUUGGAGGAAUGAGACCCAACAGGUGGUCUCUCUUCUUGCUUUUAUGCAUUGGCUAGAGACGGGAAACCUUUUAGUACAUGUGGAAGUGGAGGAAAAACUAGAGUUGAAUGCUUCAGAAUUUGGUCUCGAUGUUGAAGACUAUCUUAUUGGAAUCUGUUUUAUGUCAAAUGAACUGCCGAGGUAUGUGGUGAACCAAGUUACAGCUGGUGACUACGAUUGCCCCAGAAAGGUCCUAAAGUUUUUAACUGACCUUCAUGCCUCGUUUCGGUUGCUUAAUCUCAGGAAUGAUCUUUUGAGGAGAAAGUUUGAUGGCAUGAAAUAUGAUUUGCGAAAAGUUGAGGAAGUGUUUUAUGAUGUGAAAAUUCGUGGGUUGGCUUCCAAAGGCGACCUAAAAGACCAAGCUGCACAAGAAACUUAGCAAGUUACUGGAUCGGCUUCAUCUAUUUAUCCCAAUUUUUGUACACAUCUAACUUGUAAACAGUAUAUUUGGAAGUUAUGUGAUGAAUCUGCUAAGUUAUGUAGAAUGUAGAUGAUAACCCUCACUUUUAAGGUGAUUCUAUAUUAGAAUGGGGGUAUUAACAGUUGUCAA
Erigeron canadensis is the source of this 1069-nucleotide messenger RNA. RefSeq names its product translin. The transcript has 7 exons. NCBI's taxonomy places the organism in Eukaryota, Viridiplantae, Streptophyta, Magnoliopsida, Asterales, Asteraceae. The coding region runs from base 32 to 898 and encodes 288 amino acids. The record is from RefSeq and is a predicted model, not a curated record. Gene Ontology annotation, molecular function: RNA binding; sequence-specific DNA binding; single-stranded DNA binding. Gene Ontology annotation, cellular component: nucleus; cytoplasm. Gene Ontology annotation, biological process: RNA metabolic process.